This is a messenger RNA of Suricata suricatta (meerkat), 2789 nucleotides long. RefSeq names its product cytochrome b561. The transcript has 6 exons. Gene Ontology annotation, cellular component: lysosomal membrane. The record is from RefSeq and is a predicted model, not a curated record. Gene Ontology annotation, molecular function: oxidoreductase activity. Bases 173 to 931 code for a protein of 252 amino acids. NCBI's taxonomy places the organism in Eukaryota, Metazoa, Chordata, Mammalia, Carnivora, Herpestidae.
GUGACGCGAGGACAGCCUCUCUGGUAGAUUUCUCUGGUUAGAGUUAGGGCAGGGGAAUAGAUCCCCAGGAGAGCCAAGGAAGAGUAGGACGCGUUCCCUGCCUCGGAGGAGCCCGCACGCCCGUUAGCAGACAGGCACAGGCGAGCUCCGCCGACAAGGCAGCUGCCUCAGCAUGGAGAGCCCAACCGGAGUGGCGGCCACCCCCAGGGCGCUGCCUUACUACGUGGCUUUCUCCCAGCUGCUGGGCCUGACUGCAGUGGCCACGACGGGUGCCUGGCUCGGUCUGUACAGGGGCGGCAUCGCCUGGGAGGGCGCCCUGCAGUUUAACGUGCACCCCCUCUGCAUGGUCAUAGGCCUGAUCUUCCUGCAGGGAGACGCCCUGCUGGUUUACCGUGUCUUCAGGAAUGAGACCAAACGCACAACCAAAGUCCUGCACGGCCUGCUGCACGUCUUUGCAUUCAUCAUCGCCCUGGUGGGCCUGGUGGCGGUGUUCGACUACCACAGGAAGAAGGGCUACGCUGACCUGUACAGCCUGCACAGCUGGUGUGGCAUCCUGACGUUUGUUCUCUACUUCGUGCAGUGGCUCGUGGGCUUUAGCUUCUUCCUGUUCCCCGGAGCUUCGUUUUCUCUGCGGAGCCGCUACCGCCCGCAGCACGUCUUCUUUGGCGCCACCAUCUUCCUCUUCGCUGUGGGCACAGCCCUGCUGGGCCUGAAGGAGGCGCUGCUGUUUAAACUUGGGGCCAAGUACAGCACAUUUGAGCCUGAGGGCGUCCUGGCCAACGUGCUGGGCUUGCUGCUGGCCGGCUUUGGCGUGACUGUGCUCUACAUCUUGACCCGCACGGAAUGGAAGCGGCCACUCCAGGCCGAAGAACAGGCUCUCUCCAUGGAUUUCAAGACGCUGACCGAGGGCGACAGCCCCGGCUCCCAGUGACAGCCUGCCCUUGUCCCCCUGGGAGGGCCUGGCUGUUCCAGGAGGUUCUGAUAGGCAUCUGUGCCGUGCCCUGUCGAGGCUGUCUUCAGGAUCGGCGGCUCUCCGGGAGGGCUCGGCAGUGUGGGUGGGGACCGUGGGGGCAGCGUUCCCCUUGGAGCGCUGAUUUCUGGGGUUUAGGGCUUGGCCUCCUCUACUUUCUUCUCCUUGCUGCUGCUUUAGAGUCUUGUUAGUCAUGCACAGACCCCUGCCCCUGUAGUCACUGUCACCCCCUCAAAUCAAGAAGCUUCGGGUAGGAUUUUGGGUGGUCGGUCUUGGUCACAAAGGCACAGAUCCCUAAAGGAGAGGCAGAGUGGCUCUUGCCUUGAGGCCGCGGAUGCUGGGCCGAGUCCAGUGGCUGCAAAGAGCACAAAGCUGUGGGAGAAACCGGGGCUUAGUGACAGGCCUGGCGAGGCCAAGACUUGCUUUGUGCAACGCUGAAUUCAAACCAGGAGUCGAGCUAGUCUGAAUAACACGGUGGUGUGAAUGGGCCCAGUCUUUGGCAGCAGAGCAAGUGAUAUUAUGUGUAAACUAUGUUGGUGUUCGGAGCAAGGUUCCCCAGGAGAGGGGAGGGCCCGGCCCCUGGGAAGCUCUGGAGAUGUGGCUCCGGCCCAGCUGCGCUCUUGGCCUCCCCUUUCUUCAGUCCUCAGCCCCAAGACGCUGUGCGGGGAGAGGGAGCGGGCACAGGGCUGAGACAGACUGUACUUGGCGGCUGAGAGAAGAGGAAGGAGGUGGCCCCGCGCUGGCGGGCUGGUGGCGGGCCGGCCACUCCCUGCAGGGGCCUGGCCCCCGGCGCCCUCACAGGCUGCCUUAGGUGCUGCUCUGGCUCUGCCUGAGGCCAAGGGCACAAUCUUUUUUUUUUUAAACAAAAAAACGGCCCUGUUGCCCCCUUCCCCUUUCAGUGGGGAAGGCCGGGCCGUCUGCUUCUGUCCAGGAGGGGAGCCUCAUGCCCUUACCUGGGCCCAUCUUCACAGGAGGUGGGGAAGGAGUUGGAAUCCGGUCACCCCCCGCCCCCCCCCCCCAGCUGCACGAGCGUGUUAUGCUGCCCCCUGAGUCACUCUUUGGCUUCAGUCUGGCAGUAACGUGAUUAGAGCGUUGACCUUGUGCUUCCUGGACUUGGCAAAUGCUCUCUUCUUGUUUUCCUCAUUUUCUGGGCUUUGAGGAAUGUGACAAGUUUGAAACAGACACAGCUUACUUCAGUGACGAAAUGAAUGAGAUUUCUAAACCUGACUACUGUUCUGUAGACGUUGCCUCUUUCUCUCUGAACCGCUGCCUUAGAGAGAGGUGCCGGCCUCCUCUGAUCCUCAGAUUUCUAACGCUCGACUUUGCCACGGGCCCUGCCUCAGGUGACGCCAGUUUUCUAAGCAGGUGCCACCGGCGCGGUGCCCUCCCCAGCAGGGCCGCCCAGGCCCCGCCCAGCCUCUCCCCACAUCCCCACCUCCCUGCAGCUUGUCCGGACUCGGACUCGCGGUCGUCGGCCUACACCACGUGCUCCACCAGGCAGGGGCUUGGUCAGUUCUCUCAUCGCCCGGCUCAGGCCGUAUAGCCAGAUACUUAACACACGGAGAAACUCCCACUUGGACAAACUACCAAAGUACAAGUGUAUAUCUCCCCCGUCAGAACGCCACUUAGAGAAGAACCUUAGAUUUGCAGUAAGAAUCUGUAAACUGGUCUGUGUGCCAAAGUGUGUGUGGGAUGAUCAAGGAGGCCCCCUGAAAGCUGAUAGGUUGUGGUUUAUUUGACUUUGCCUGUGGCCGGUCGUCUGUGAAGUACAAUGUAGUGCUGGUGGGACAGAUGAUUCAAUAAACAUCUACAGCAGCUC